AAAUAAUGAGGUUAACCACUUGUCUCAUUGUUAAGAUAAUAAAUUAAAUGAAUUGAAUUUUCACUAUUUGCGUUUCUUGAUUAUUUUUCUGUUUUACAGUUUACAUCACUGAUUUUGUAUUAAAAAUCCUAAAUGGUUGAAGUGAAUUUGUAUUGAUUGGAAAACACUGAUUAAUCUUGGAAUAAGAAAUCUUCGAAAAGAAUGAUGGGUACCUGGUUAGGUUAGGUUAGGUUAGGUCGUUUGCAGAAUCUGCAUAUUCAUUACCAGCGCAUCCCAGUUGAUGGGGAUAUUAAUAUCACGCCAAAAUCAUCCGAUUAGAACCACCGCUUGGGCUUAGAUUAGGUUAGGUUAGGUUAGACCCGUUGAAAUUUCCAUAGAGUUGCAGUAUCAAUGUGACGCCAAAAGAACCCAAUUAAAACCGACGCUUGGGAAGCGUUGAGAGAAUGACCCGCUGGCAUUUCCAUGCUUUCACAAUGUUGAAUUAAAUGAUCACAAAAAAAAUUAUGUACUUUGAUUCGAGACCAAGGAACUGAUUGAGUAGAAACACGUUGAUUAGAUGAAAUUAAAUUCAUCAUGAAAAAUUACAACCGUUGCGUUAGAAACGUAAACAGCAACUGACAAAUUUUUUUAAAUUUAAAGUAACUGAUUUUGUUGAAGCGCGCGACCAACGUUGCUUUGUGAUAUUAUAAUCUUUUGACUUCAUGACUAUGUUUGCAAAAAUUUCUAGUUAUCAAAAAAACCUUCAAAUGACCUUCAAGUGCGUUCUAUCAUGAAUAACCUUUAUGACAUUGACCUUGAAAUAUGACAUUUGAAUAUCGGUCAAAUUUCCAUAGACGAAAUAUGGACCCUAUUGGUCAAGUAGUUUUUGAUUAAUCGUCAAAAGAAACCAACAAAGUGACUUAAUUGCCCUGUACACUGAGUCACAAAAUGACAAAUAAAGACAAAUUUUUAAUACAUUAAUUGUAAGUUGAUCAAUUUAAUCAAGAAUUUUAGUCAUAAGUAGAUAAGGUUAUUUCCCGACCUCGUGAUUUUAUCAAGUGUAAUAAUUACUAAUAAUAUUAAAAAUCGUCUCAAAUUACGGAAAGAAAUUAAGUCUUGACAAUUCAGACAACUUUCUUUGCAUUUAUUUCAGUCGCUAGAUGGAGUAUAAAGUAUAACGAAUCUUUUACUUUCAUUUUGACUAGACAAGAAUAAUAUUGAAAUUUAUGUAAAAUUACUAACUCACAUUAGAGUGACCUUGGGGGAGGCGAGAAGAUCAAACGAUAUAUGUCCGUAAUCCAAAAGAUGACCUUUAGCUCACUCAAAGUUUGUUUUUCCCCACCCUACACCCAAUCACCCUCUCCCUAAGUACGAUAUUCGCCACCGGACACUAUGAAUUUUAAUUUAUCGAAGCCUCCCCUGAGGUCGCUGUAUAAUUUUGAAUCUGAACAUGUGAUUGAAUGAAAACAUGAUUUUCUAGAUGAAAAUGAUUCUUUUAUCUGUCAAAAGGUUUGUAUCUUUUAGUUUUUAUAACUAUCGUUGUCUUUUUAGUUCCUCUGGUCACUGGCCGAUCACCUGUUCUUUUGAUCAUAAAUGUACAUUGAAUUAUUUCAAAGAAAUUGAGAAUCACUGGAAACCCAUUUUGGACAGAAAAUGGAAAAUUUAUUCUCAAAGUGUCGAUCAAACUUCACCUAAUCAUAAAUAUGUUCUGGCCAUGUUUCCAUAUCCCAGUGGAUCUUUGCAUCUUGGUCAUGUACGAAUCUACACCACAAGUGAAGUUAUGGCUCGAUUUUUAAAGUUACGAGGUUUCUCAGUGACGAAUCCAAUGGGUUGGGAUUCUUUUGGACUACCUGCUGAAAAUGCCGCUCUUGAAAGGUCCUUCAGUCCAGCGACCUGGACUUAUCAAAACAUCUCUAACAUGGAAGGUCAAAUCAAAAGUCUUGGUCUAUUUGUGAACUGGAGGGAAGCGACGUCCGAUGCAAGUUUCUAUCGAUGGACACAAUGGUUGUUUCUUCAAUUAUUUAAAUCUGGUUUAUUAUUCAAAUCAAUGAGUAGAGUUAAUUGGGAUCCUGUUGAUAAAACUGUUCUAGCUGAUGAUCAAGUUGAUGCCAAUGGUUUAUCAUGGAGAUCAGGAGCUAAAGUUGAAAAACGUUUUCUCCGACAAUGGGCUGUAAAGAUCAGCGCUUUUCAUGAACAACUUUAUGAUACCAAAAAUAUCGACAUGGACAAUCCAUCCUGGAAAGAGCUGAUCGCCAAUCAACAAUUUUUUCUCGGUCAACCAGAUAGUUUUAUCUUUUAUUUCCAAACAAAUUCAGAUAUACUUCCAGUUUUAUGUGAUUACCCUGAGUACCUAAAAUCCCAUGAAUCAUACGUAGCAGUUAACGAUGAACACUGGAUUACUAAACAAUCAUCUCAGAAAAUUAUUAAUCCACUAAAUGGAAAAGAAAUGAAAAUCGUAAUCCUGCCCGAUGAUAAGUUACCUCAAAGUGGUCGAGCAGAAAUCAUGAACCCAAAUAAUGUUAUUUGUGAAGAAACAAGAAAACUAGUAUUGGAAGAAUGUAGUAAAUUAAAGUUAGGUGGUUAUCGAACCUCGAAACGAAGUCAUGAUUGGAUAAUAUCUCGCCAACGAUAUUGGGGCACACCAAUUCCAAUUAUUAACUGCCCGUCUUGCGGAACUGUUCCCGUUCCAGAAUCUAACUUACCGAUAGAAUUGCCCCCUGUUAAAGAUUUAAAUCGACUUUACUGUUCGUCCAAUAAUGAUGGUGACAAAGUUACGAGUCGAUUAGAAUCUGUUGCGCCAAACGAUUGGUUGAAUGUUUCAUGUCCAAAAUGUGGCAAUCCAAGUGUUCGUGAAACAGAUACGUGUGAUACUUUCGUCGAUUCUUCUUGGUAUUAUCUUCGAUAUGCAACCGAUCCACAAGAUAGUCAACCCUUCAACAAGGUUGCGAACACUAAGCCAGUUGACAUUUACGUCGGCGGAGCGGAGCAUUGCAGAGGCCAUUUACUUUAUGCUCGAUACAUUUAUUACUUUCUCAAGAGUAAAGGAUUUCUAGAAACUGAUUCAUCCGAACCAUUUGAUAAUCUCCUCUUUUUGGGCUAUGUUCUUGGUCGUACAAUAAAAUUGAACAAUCGAUUUGUAACCGAAGAUGAAUAUCAACAAUUAAUCGACUCGGGUACCAACUCACCUGAUGAUUUCGAAAUAACCUUUGAAAAGAUGUCCAAGUCAAAAGGAAAUGGUGUUAAUCCAAUGGAGCUGAUUAACACUUAUGGUGUUGAUUUGACUCGAACCAGUUUACUUGGUUUUGGUUUACCUCGACGAGAACGUGAAUGGCAUGGAAGUAAAGUCGAAUUUGAAGAAAUUUUUGUUCUAAUGAGACGUUUGUUUCUCACAGUUGAACAAUUUAUCUACAUACGCGAGGUGAUUAGUGAGAAUCCAAAAGGCCCAGUGAUUAGACGUUUCAUGCUCACUCAAAAUAUCGAAGAGCAACAAUUAAAUAAAACAAUUGAUAAAUUGAACCGCGAAAGGAAGAAAACAAUUGAAAAAGUAACAUCGGCGUUCGAGAAUAUUCAUCCAGCGCUUGGUAUCAAUAUGUUGAAAAAUUUUCUAUUCUUGUUAAGAAAAAGUGUCCUCAAUUUAGAAACUUGUUCCAAUAUUGAAUUCGAACGAUGUUUGGGUGAUACAAUCAUCAUGUUCGGACCAGUGAUACCUCAUUUAGCUGAAGAGUGUUGGUCAGCCUUUUCUAAAUAUGCUCAUCAAACUGGACAUAAAAAAUAUUACGAUUUCGACGAAUUAGUUAUGGAGCAAAAAUGGCCAACAAUUGAUUAGUCUCUUGAAAUAGAAUAACAAUUAGUCUUGAUUGAAGUGAUAAUUUGUUUUUUACUUCAAUUUUUGUAAUUUAAUUUAUUGCAAUCAAAAGUGAUUUUUGUAUAAAAGUGUCAAUUAAAAAAUAAGAUGAAAAUGAGUAAAGUA
Molecule: messenger RNA, 3949 nt
Organism: Panonychus citri (citrus red mite)
Lineage: Eukaryota; Metazoa; Arthropoda; Arachnida; Trombidiformes; Tetranychidae
Gene: LeuRS-m
Product: leucine--tRNA ligase-like
Exons: 3
Coding region: 1460-3805 (781 amino acids)
Biological process (GO): mitochondrial translation; leucyl-tRNA aminoacylation
Cellular component (GO): mitochondrion
Molecular function (GO): leucine-tRNA ligase activity; ATP binding
Source: RefSeq, a predicted model, not a curated record